Anopheles cruzii is the source of this 1344-nucleotide messenger RNA. It is a transcript of the gene DIP-gamma, whose product is annotated as lachesin. NCBI's taxonomy places the organism in Eukaryota, Metazoa, Arthropoda, Insecta, Diptera, Culicidae. The transcript is spliced from 8 exons. Gene Ontology annotation, cellular component: neuron projection. The coding region runs from base 1 to 1344 and encodes 447 amino acids. The record is from RefSeq and is a predicted model, not a curated record.
AUGGAGACUGUUUACAUGCAAAUUUCGGUGAUGCUGGUGGCCGUGGUGUUGCUGCUGAUGGCCAGCUGCCUGGACGGUUCCCUUUCGCCGGCGCUACAAGAUCUCAACCAGUCGCAGCAGCAGCUGGCGGUCGAUCUGGAGCCGGAGUUCGAGGGCACCAUCCAGAACAUAUCGUCGCCGACGGGCCGGGAAGCGGUCCUGACCUGCUCGGUGCGCAACCUGGGCCGCUACAAGGUCGGCUGGCUGCGGGCCUCCGACCAGACCGUGUUGGCGCUGCAGGGCCGCGUCGUGACGCACAACUCGCGCAUCAGCGUCGUGCACGAGGACUUUCGCACGUGGCGCCUCCGGAUCCGGCAGCUGCGCGAAUCGGACCGCGGCUGCUACAUGUGCCAGAUCAACGCGAGCCCGAUGAAGAAGCAGAUCGGGUGCAUCGAUGUGCAAGUUCCGCCGGAUAUCAUCAACGAGGAGUCGUCGGCCGACAUCGCGGUGCAGGAGGGCGAAGAUGCGACGAUCGUGUGCAAAGCCGUCGGACACCCGACGCCCCGGGUCACCUGGAAGCGCGAGGACGGCGAGUUCAUGCUGCUGAGGAAACCGCAAAGCCGCGAGCUGAUACGAGUGGAAGCGUACAACGGCACCCAUCUGCAUCUGCCGAAGCUGGAGCGAAGACAAAUGGGCGCUUACCUGUGCAUCGCCUCGAACGAUGUUCCGCCGGCCGUUAGCAAGCGUGUUUCGCUGAGUGUGCACUUUGCACCGUCCGUACGUCCAACAAGUCAGCUGCUGGGGGCCCCGCUCGGCUCGGAUGUGCAGCUCGAGUGCACGGUCGAGGCGUCGCCGAUGCCCGUGUCCUACUGGCUCAAGGGUGGCCGCGUCCUGCCGAACAGCUUCGGCAGCCUAACGAACGGCAAUUACGACCAGGCGGGCCUCAGCCGACCGGAAAUGCUGCUCGAUGGGCCCAAGUACGGGAUCGCCGAGGAACGGCACGGAUUCCGGACCAACAUGCGGCUCGUCGUGCGAUCCUUCUCGCCGGCCGACGUCGGGACGUAUCACUGCGUUAGCACCAACUCGCUGGGCCGCGCCGACGGUACCAUGCGACUGUACGAAAUAAAAAUUCAUCCGGGCGGUGUGCCAACAUCCGACGAUAUAAAAAAUUACAUCGGAGGGCUCGCGGAAGCGGCUCGUGGCCGCGGCAAUUCCGCCAGUGGCUCCUCGCUACACAUAGGCACGGGAACGUGGCAUCCGCUGUUGCUGCUGUCGCUGAUGAUGAUUACGAUACUGUCAAUGGCCCCGGGACGGACGAUAAGGACGAACGUUUCCGGGGGCCACAGCCCUGUCAGCAGCAGAUGA